AUGCCCGAGAAGCGCACUUUGGAUGCCUUUUUUGCACCUCAGGCUAAGAAACAGCGUCAAGCCGAAGCUGAGCCAGCGUCCACUUUACAGCACAGCGCGUAUCCCUUCGAGAUUGCCGACUUUCCGGCGUCUCUGGCCAACGAGCUGUUGCCUCCCAAUUUGCCGGCGAAGCCUGGCCAGACAAUAGAUGACAAGAAGGACCUUGAUCUCCUCUACUUCGAUCCCUUCGUCCCAAGACUGCAGGCCCGUCAGCUGUUUGAGUUUCUGAGGGCCGAACUACCGUUUUAUAGGGUUCAGUACAAAAUCAAGCGUGGUGGGAUAGAGACCGACAUAAAAACACCUAGAUGGACAACCGUUUUUGGCCUAGACGAAACGUCGCGAUUCAAAAAUGGCCGCGUUGUUGAUGCAAAGUCUGAGGUGCUUGUAGCAGACAGCCGCUAUCAUCGCUACCCCCCGCGACCAAUCCCGCAAUGCCUCGAGACAUUGCGCAGAUCUACCGAGGCUGCUACAGCGUGUCAGUUUAACUUUUGCCUCGUCAAUUACUACGCGUCCGGCGCGGACAGCAUAUCCUACCACAGCGAUGACGAGAGAUUUCUGGGACCAGAUCCUGCCAUCGCUUCCUUCUCCCUGGGGGCCCAGCGCGACUUUCUCAUGAAGCACAAAACGGCCCCAGAGAGUCUCAAGCUCGCCCUGGGCAGUGGAGCCAUGGUCCUGAUGCGCGGAACAACCCAGUCGCGUUGGCUGCACUCGAUACCCAAAAGGACAGGCAAGAACAGUGAGGACGGAGGAAGAAUCAACAUUACCUUUCGUCGAGCCAUGACCAAAGAUGGCACAGAAAAUUACUACAACUACAAUGUCGGCCGAGGACCAGUGUACCGAUGGGACAAGACACGGCGAGAGAUGCGACAGCGGAAUAAAAAAUGA
Messenger RNA from Cordyceps militaris CM01, 924 nucleotides. Its product is annotated as DNA repair family protein. Gene Ontology annotation, biological process: DNA repair. The transcript is spliced from 3 exons. Lineage: Eukaryota; Fungi; Ascomycota; Sordariomycetes; Hypocreales; Cordycipitaceae. The record is from RefSeq and is a predicted model, not a curated record. The coding region runs from base 1 to 924 and encodes 307 amino acids.